Aspergillus japonicus CBS 114.51 is the source of this 696-nucleotide messenger RNA. RefSeq lists its product as uncharacterized. The record is from RefSeq and is a predicted model, not a curated record. The annotation marks the transcript as partial. The transcript has a single exon. Lineage: Eukaryota; Fungi; Ascomycota; Eurotiomycetes; Eurotiales; Aspergillaceae.
UCCAGCGGUUCCUCUGGCUCCUCUCCCAACGGCUCCGGCUCCAACGGUGCCUCUCCUAGCGGUGCCAGUGCCGAUUCUGCCACUACUCCUUGUGACACCAUUGUCAGCGAGACUGUUAUCCCUGUUGCUACCAACACUGAGGGUGGCUCUGUUCCCACUGCUCCUGCUCAGACUGGUGCUGUGCCCACUGGCACCGCUCCCGCUGGCGGUGCUGCUCCCUCUGGUGGUGCCCCUGGUGGUGCCGCUCCUUCCGGUGCCGCUCCCUCGGGUGGUGCUGCCGGCGGUGCUGGUGGUGAUGCCUCCGCCACUCCUUGCGAAACCUCCGUUAGCGAGACUGUCGUCCCCGUUGGUACCCAGACUGUGGGUGGCUCUGGCGCCGCUCCUUCUGGUGGCGUCGCUGGUGGUGAGGCUCCCUCUGGUGUUGCCAGCGUUCCUGCUGUCCCUACUUCCAGCACCGUCCCCGAGGGUGCCAGCGCUGACUCCACCACCACUCCUUGCGACACCCUCGUUACUGAGACUGUCAUCCCUGUUGCUACUCAGACUGAGGGCUCUCCUGCCCCCAGCGGCACCGCCGCUGAGGGAGGCUCCGCCCCCCAGAUCACCACCGCUCCUGUCGCAGGCUCCGGCUCCGGCUCGGGCUCCGAUGUGGUCACUGUCACUGUCACCACCACUGUGAGCGUCGCUGCUUGCGAGUAA